CAAAACCUUCGAAGUAGAAGAUAGAAGAGUGAGAGCAGCAAGCAAAAGAGAAACAUGGAGGGAAUACGGUCUAGCAGCGUUUUAAGCUGUUACUACUCUUCUAAAACCCAUUUCAAAUUACGCCGUCAACCGUUGGAACAUUGCUUUUUGAGCUUGCCGCCACCGCCGCCGCCGCCUCGGCACCCUGCAAGCCGCCCCAAAGUUCGAAUUUCACUCCCUUCCAUGGCCCUUCAGGUCCAAGACCAUCAAUCUUUUCAUAAAUCCAAAGAAAUGCUGCCAAAAAUAGACAAAAGUGGCCGCUUUUGCAGUCCCAGAGCCGCCCGGGAGCUUGCUUUAUUAAUAGUUUAUGCCUCGUGUUUGCAAGGGUCGGACCCUAUUAGGCUGUUUGAGAAGCGAAUUAAUGCAGCCAGAGAACCUGGCUAUGAAUUUGACAAGGCUUCGUUAUUGCAAUACAACCACAUGAGCUUUGGAGGGCCUCCGGUCACUACACAUUCUGUUGAAGAAGCAGAUGAGCUUUUACGCAGCGAUGAGCAGGACUCCGCCAUUGAGGCAGAAGUUCUUUCAGCUCCUCCAAAGUUGGUGUAUAGCAAGCUUCUUUUGAGUUUCACAAGGAAGCUUUUGGUUGCAACUGUGGACAAAUGGGACAAUCAUGUUCUUGCUAUUGAUAAAGUUGUGCCAUCAAAUUGGAAGAAUGAGCCAGCUGGUAGGAUUUUGGAGCUUAGUAUUCUUCACUUAGCAAUGUCAGAGAUAACCGUUCUCGGAACCCGGCACCCAAUCGUCAUUAACGAGGCUGUUGAUCUUGCGAAUCGAUUUUGUGAUGGGGCGGCUCCACGAAUAAUCAACGGGUGCCUACGGACCUUUGUGAAGGAUCUUGCCGGGACCAGCACGGCUCAGACCUCAAACUCAAAACUGGAAGUGCCACUUCAAGUAUGAAAGUUAGUUCAUUUAAGGCUAUUUCUUGCUUCUUAUUGAUCUCUGGGUUGCGACAUCACUAUGGUUUAGUCUCUGAGUAGUGUAAUCUUCAGCUCAUUUGAGUGCUUCUAAGGUGACUUGAGUUAUAGCAUAGAAAGAUGCAGAGAAUUAAAAAAACAGAUAAAUUGUGGCAAUGAUCAAAAUAUUUGACAGCUGAAGAAUUUUGUAUAUGAUUAUGCUGUAGUUAGAAUCUUUAUAUGUAAAACAUAAAAUGUUCUGAAAUAUCAUUCUUAAAAAUGUUACUCAGAA
Messenger RNA from Gossypium raimondii (Peruvian cotton), 1221 nucleotides. RefSeq lists its product as uncharacterized. The coding region runs from base 55 to 933 and encodes 292 amino acids. Gene Ontology annotation, molecular function: RNA binding. Gene Ontology annotation, cellular component: chloroplast. The record is from RefSeq and is a predicted model, not a curated record. NCBI's taxonomy places the organism in Eukaryota, Viridiplantae, Streptophyta, Magnoliopsida, Malvales, Malvaceae. Gene Ontology annotation, biological process: regulation of DNA-templated transcription; DNA-templated transcription termination. The transcript is spliced from 7 exons.